AUGUCGCGUCGCACUACCAUCCCAGAACAGCCAGUUGGGCCCUUCUCAAUAGGCCGGUGCAUUCUCUAUGGUUGUGGAGCGGGCCUGCUUGGCGUCGCGGCCAUGACGGUUGGGGAGAAAAUCGAGCAAUAUUUCACUGGCAGACCGACUUCAUAUGUCCCGGGCCAUACAUUAGAACGGCUUUUGUCGCUCCCGGCUCGACCUGACUCAGAGCGCUUCGGACUGAACAUGGCGAUGCACUACGGCCAGGGAGCUGCUGCUGCGAUUAUCAGAGCCCUUAUGAGCGCGAACGGCAUUCGUGGGCCGUUUUCCGACUUCAUGUUUAUUUCUAUCCGGUUGAUGAUUGACCAGACUUUAGAGAAUUGGACAGGGGUUGGCGCGCCUCCUUGGACGUGGCCGGAAAAUGAGCAGGUCAUUGAUAUUUUACACAAAGCUGUUUUUGCGUUCGUAACUGGUUAUUUCACAGAUAGGUGGCUGCAGGGAUAA
Aspergillus aculeatus ATCC 16872 is the source of this 486-nucleotide messenger RNA. RefSeq lists its product as uncharacterized. The coding region runs from base 1 to 486 and encodes 161 amino acids. The transcript has 3 exons. The record is from RefSeq and is a predicted model, not a curated record. Lineage: Eukaryota; Fungi; Ascomycota; Eurotiomycetes; Eurotiales; Aspergillaceae.